AUGAACAACCACGGAUUUUAUGGCUACCUUGGAGUUGCAACUACUUUGGUGGUUUUGUUGGGUCUAUUUCAAGGCACUUCAGGGCUAACACAAGCUGAGGCACUUCUCAAGUGGAAACAAAGUCUCCCUAACCAACCAAUUUUGAAUUCAUGGGUGUCUCCAACACAGAACAACUCAAGUGCAACUCAAACCCCAUGUUCAUGGAGAGGUAUUACUUGUGAUUCUCAAGGCAGUGUGAUUAUAAUAAACUUGGCAUACACUGGACUUGAAGGUACCCUUCAAAACUUGAACUUUUCUGUUUUCCCAAACCUUCUCCGUCUUGAUCUCAAAGUAAACAAUCUCACUGGCACUAUACCAGAAAACAUUGGUGUGCUCUCAAAACUCCAAUUUCUUGAUCUUUCCACUAAUUAUCUCAAUGGUACUUUACCUCUUUCUAUUUCCAAUCUGACUCAAGUUUCUGAGCUUGAUUGUUCAAGAAAUGAUAUAACAGGAAUAUUAGACCCUAGCUUAUUUCCUGAUGGAACUGAUAAGCCAAAAACUGGUCUCAUUAGUAUCAGGAAUCUCCUAUUCCAAGACACCCUCUUAGGUGGUAGAAUUCCAAAUGAAAUAGGGAACAUAAGAAACUUGACAGUGCUAGCUAUUGAUGGGAACAACUUUUAUGGGCCUAUUCCUCCAUCUCUUGGAAACUGUACACAAUUAAGCAUUCUUAGAAUGCCUCAAAACCAACUCACAGGCACAAUACCCCCAGGUAUUGGUAUGUUAACCAAUCUAACUGAUCUUCGCUUAUUCACCAACAACUUGACUGGUACGGUGCCACAAGAAUUUGGAAACCUGUCUUCCUUGAUUACGCUGCAUCUUGCUGAGAACAACUUUAGUGGUGAAUUGCCACCACAAGUGUGCAAAAGUGGCACUCUUGUCAAUUUCAGUGCAGCCUUCAAUAGUUUCACUGGUCCAAUUCCAAUAAGCCUUAGAAACUGCCCAGCCUUAUAUAGAGUUCGACUUGAAUACAACCAGCUCACAGGUUAUGCAGAUCAGGAUUUUGGAGUAUAUCCUAACCUCACUUACAUGGACUUCAGCUAUAACAGGGUCCAAGGUGAGCUCUCAGCAAAUUGGGGUGCCUGCAAUAACUUGCAAUUACUCAGAAUGGCUGGGAAUGCAGUGAGUGGAAACAUUCCAGGGGAGAUUUUUCAGUUGGACCAACUACAAGAGCUUGACCUUUCCUCCAACCAAAUAUCAGGAGACAUUCCUCCACAGAUAGGAAAUUCCUCCAUCCUUUAUGAUUUGAAUUUGAGUGGCAACAAACUUUCUGGUGAGGUGCCAUCAGAAAUUGGAAACCUUUCUAAUUUGAGGAAUUUAGACUUGUCAAUGAACAUGUUAUUGGGGCCAAUACCAAAUCAAAUAGGGGACUGCUCAAACUUGCAGAGUUUAAAUUUGAGCAACAAUGGCUUGAAUGGCACAAUUCCCUUCCAAAUUGGAAAUCUUGCAGCCUUACAAGAUUUUUUGGACUUGAGUUACAAUUCACUCUCAGGAGGAAUUCCUGCUAAUCUUGGUAAGCUUUCAAAUUUGAUAAGCUUGAAUAUCUCUCACAACAAUCUUUCAGGUACCAUACCUGAUUCCCUUAGUGAAAUGUUGAGCUUGUCAGCCAUCAACCUCUCCUACAAUCAAUUGGAGGGCCCUGUUCCUAAAGGUGGCAUUUUCAACUCUUCUCAACCUCUGGAUUUGAGCAACAACAGAGAUUUAUGCGGGAAUAUCCAAGGUUUGCAACCUUGUAAUGCCUCUCUUACUGAACCUGAUGGAAAAAGUAACAAAAACAAGGUUGUGAUCCCCCUUGUUGCUUCUUUGGGAGGUGCCCUUUUUCUUUCAUUGGUGUUAGUUGGGAUUCUUUUCUUUUUCAACAAGAGAAAGUCAAUAGCUUCAAGACAAAAACCUUCAUUCAAGAGACCAAACCCAUUUUCAGUUUGGUACUUCAAUGGUAGAGUGGUGUAUGGAGACAUAAUGGAAGCAACCGAGAACUUUGAUGACCAGUAUUGCAUUGGGGAGGGAGCACUGGGAAAAGUUUACAAAGCAGUGAUGCGAGGGGGUCAAAUAUUUGCUGUAAAAAAGUUGAAAUGUGAUGAAGACAGCUUAGACAUUGAGAGCAUAAAAGCCUUUGAGAGUGAGAUAGAAGCCAUGUCAGAAACACGCCACAGAAACAUUGUGAAGCUUUACGGAUUUUGCUCUGAAGGGUUGCACACAUUUUUAAUUUAUGAGUAUAUGGAUAGAGGGAACUUAUCUUAUAUGCUAGGAAAUGAAAAGGAAGCAUUAGAACUAGAUUGGCCUCACAGGGUUGAUAUUAUCAAAGGUGUAGCAAGCGCUUUGUCCUAUAUGCAUCAUGAUUGUGCACCACCUUUAAUUCAUAGAGACAUAUCAAGCAAGAAUGUUUUGUUGUCCUCCAAUCUUGAAGCUCAUGUCUCAGAUUUUGGCACUGCAAGGUUUCUGAAGCAUGAUUCGCCUAUUUGGACAUCAUUUGCUGGCACAUAUGGCUAUGCUGCUCCAGAGCUUGCUUACACAAUGGCAGUGACUGAAAAAUGUGAUGUGUUCAGUUUUGGUGUUUUGGCAUUUGAGGUUCUUACGGGAAAGCACCCUGGUGAUCUUGUUUCCUAUAUACAAACUUCUAAUGAUGAGAAGAUAAACUUCAAAGAGAUUUUAGACCCGCGCCUCUCACCUCCUGCAAAGAACAAUAUUUUGAAGCAAUUGUCAUUGAUUGCGAAUCUAGCACUUUCAUGUUUGCAAACAAAUCCUCAAUCUAGACCAACCAUGCGAAGCAUAGCUCAGAUGCUUGAAAUGGAGAUUUCAAAUAACUCAUAUGGUUGA
This is a messenger RNA of Gastrolobium bilobum, 2853 nucleotides long. RefSeq names its product MDIS1-interacting receptor like kinase 2-like. Gene Ontology annotation, biological process: protein phosphorylation. The transcript has 2 exons. Gene Ontology annotation, molecular function: protein binding; ATP binding; protein kinase activity. The record is from RefSeq and is a predicted model, not a curated record. Lineage: Eukaryota; Viridiplantae; Streptophyta; Magnoliopsida; Fabales; Fabaceae. Bases 1 to 2853 code for a protein of 950 amino acids.